AUGGCUCAAGCCGCUACACGGCAUCAGCCGUCUCCAUUCUCUCCAAAUCCAAAUGGCGGGCGUAAAUAUGCGCCGUGUACACCACGUACACCGGAUUCCAUCUAUCCUUCUGCCAUGUCUCCACUCGCAUCAGCCACACCUUACUUUCCCGAUCCCAAUAUCGAGCAUACAAUGUCACAGACAUGGCAACUGUCGUCGACGGCCGUGGCAUAUGAGACCCAGUCCAUAGAUCCAGACAUACUCAAAAUGCCCAACAAACUCGACAAUAGUCCGAUAAACAGUCAACUCCAGGUGCCUAGCAGCCAACCCCAGGGGCCGGAUGUGCUUGGUGGUCCAGUUUCUUUCGAUUCAAUAAUGACGCCUCCCAUGAUUGAAGACCAACCUCAGGGGCCGGAUAUGCCUGGCGGCCCAGGUUGUUUUGAUUCAAUAAUGACGCCUCCCACGAUUCAAGACCAAGUACAAAGCCCCGUAUCUCCUACAAGCUCGGAUCCUCGACCCUCAACAUGGCCUUCCAGUGCCAAUGAUACCUCGCCACGCGUCUCGACUGAACAUGAGCGUGCUCGGAGUGAACAUGGUGUCGGUAGAACACAGCCAUUAUCUGCGCUGGGACGUCCGCUAUCUCCUCAUCUCGAGGAAGCAUAUCCCGAUGGCUUCGUCCCAUGGGAUCCAGCGAACCCUGAGAAAUCUGAUAAGAUCCGCGAAAAGAUUCCGCGUAACCGGGCCGAACUUCUGCAACAGAGAGAAGAUACCGCCGCACUCAGGAAAGCUGGCGGCUCAUGUAUGGCGUGCUACCGGGCCAAGAAAAAGUGUGGAACAACUACACCAUGUCCUCCGUGCUUUUCUAAGGGUAAUCGAAUCUGCUUUCGAAGUUGGGGAGAUCUAUGUCUGCUUGGGCCACCUGCGGGGGGCUCUCUUACGAUCUUUAGCUUCCCGUCCCCAGAUGCGAAAGAUACUUUGCAACGCAUGGGUGACGAGGUUUUCAAACGCAUGAAUGCAUUCAACGCGAUUGUUAAUAUCCGCGAAACAUAUGGCGGAAACUGCACUGCAUGGCAUUGGACAGUCACGAGGUCCAGUAUCGCACUAUCUAGUACAACAGAGUGCCCUGUCGAUGAUUUUCUUACUGGGCUUACCAGUGCCCUUCCCCUCGUGGAUCUGGUCAAAUCUGAAGAUCAAUACAAACACAACCCACUCGUCUGGACUGCGCUCAGAAUGGCAAAUUUGUUUAUGGCCAUUCAAGGCUUGGUGCAAGCUCGAAUCCGUUCGUCCUGGUUUGAUGUUACCACCGGGCGACUCGUCUCGUUUUAUCUUUUGAUUCUCUCGUUUCGGAAGCUCGCAGAGAUGUCUCAGGACUUUUGCCCUGGUUUGUACGUGGCUCUGUGCGGAAAGGACAAGCAGAACAGCAACAAGAAAAACCGAUCAGGGAAAGAAAAUGAGAUCGAGCCCCCUUGGGUCGCCGCAGCAUUAUACUACCGAGUUACGUGCGGCUUGCAAGAUCUUCAAUACAGCCCAAUCGUCGCGAGAAUAUUCGGUUCCUUUCGCUGUUAUCUGAGUGGUGUUCGCGAAAAACUCGAAGAUAUCCUGCGCAAUGUGUCCCCCAGACACGGGGCUACUGGGAAAUCCUCCAUCAGAACGAUUCUUGAGGAUGAAGUUCCCAGUCUCCCGUCGUCUCCAAGCCUGGAUAUGGCCUUCUGGCUGGGAGACCCCGAGGAAAUGUCGUCUGUUUUGGGCCGGCCUGACGGUCCCUUUUCGCCGCCAGCCUGCGAAAUGCAAGCCUUCCUAGCUGAUCAUUUCCCUCGACCUCGCUUUGCGAAUCCUGUUGAGCAGCACGACGGGCUCUUGCAGUUAUCAGCGACUUCGCACGACACGGUGAUUGCCCAGGAACAGAAUUCCUUUGAUAGCAUAAUUUAUCCCGAUCAAGUUGAAAGCCUGGAUCCGAAUGGUCUGAUGGAUGUCCUCAACAGUGAAGACGACAAUGGAUUCGAUCCUAUGGGUGCCGCCUUUGUUGAUACAAUGCCAUCCGAUACAAUGCCACUCUAUGGCAAUUUCCAGAAAUCUCUGUACAAUUGUUGA
This is a messenger RNA of Penicillium psychrosexuale, 2070 nucleotides long. RefSeq lists its product as uncharacterized. Lineage: Eukaryota; Fungi; Ascomycota; Eurotiomycetes; Eurotiales; Aspergillaceae. The record is from RefSeq and is a predicted model, not a curated record. The transcript has 2 exons. The coding region runs from base 1 to 2070 and encodes 689 amino acids.